AUGUCAAGCUUCAUUGCGUGUGGAGUUUGUGGAAUCGAAAAAAAGGAGCAAUACACUUGCCCGAAAUGUCAGUUUCGAUAUUGUUCGAUUCGAUGUUAUCGAGCUGAAAAGCAUGCCGAAUGUUCGGAGAGUUUUUAUCAGGUGAGGGGGAAUUUUUGGGGGGAAAUUUUGAAAAUUGCUUUGAGAUCGAGGAAAAAUUGUAAAAUUCAAGAAUUGAAAAUUUAUCGGAUUCUUGAAAAAAUAAAGAUCAAUUCAAAAAUGUUUGAAACAGUAGAUUUUUUUAAUAGAAAAUUUUGACUGUUUCAAAAAUUGUGUGAAAAAUAAACAUUUUUCUGAUUUAUUUAUAGAUCGGAUUUUCGAGGAACUAAAUUUCAGUUGAAAAAUGUUUGAAACAGUAGAAUUUUUAAUUUUGAAAAUGGUCAAAAAUUCGAAUUAAAAUCAGGAAAAAUUGUGAAAUUCUCACUGUUUCAACUGAAAUUUUGAUGAAAACAUUGCUAAAAAAUUGUGAUAUUUAAGCACGAAGUCGUAUCGGAUUUUUCAAAAAUUCAAGAUCAAUUCAAAAAUGUUUGAAACAGUAGAUUUUUUUUUCAUACAAAAUUUUUCACUGUUUCAAAAAUUAUGUUAAAGAUAACAUUUCUCUGAAUUUUUGAUCCUUCGAUUGUGUUUCUUCGAUCGAAUUUUCGAAAAACGAAAUUUCAUGUGUUUGAAACAGUAGAAUUUUUAGAUUGGAAAAUGGUCCAAACUUCGAAUAAAAAUCAGAUUUUCUCAUAUUUUCUGAUCAAAAAAUCUCACAAUCAGUAGAAAAAAUUGAUCGAAAAAUUUUCACUGUUUCAAAAAUAAUGUGAAAAUAUAAAUUUCACUGAUUUCUCAAUUAUUCUUUUCUAAUUCAGGGCUAAUCUGAGAUGAAAUUUGGAAUUUUUUCAGAGUUUCAAACAUUUUCAAACUUGAAAAUUCUACUGUUUCAAACCUUUUUGAACUCAAGUUUAGUUCUUCGAAAAAAACGAUAUAAAAUUUGUUGAGAAUGGAAAAAUCAGAGAAUUGUUUAUUUUCCACAUAAUUUUGAAAUAGUUAAAAUUUAUGAUCAUUUUCUAUGCAAAAAAUGAAUUUGAGCAAAAUAAUAUUAAAAAAUCGGUGAUUUUGUGAAUUCAGAAAAUAGAAAUUUGAUCAGAAAAUUUUCACUGUUUCAAAAAUAAUAUGAAAAAUGAAAAGUUUUCGGAAUUUUUGAUCCGUCAAUUUGUGUGUGUAGAAUAUUUUAGCAAUUUUUAUUACAUUGGAUUUUCGAAAAACGAAAUUUCGGUUAAAAAAUGUUUGAAACAGUAAAAUUUUUAGACUUGAAAAUGGUCCAAAAUUCGAAUGAAAAUCAGGAAAAAUUGUAAAAUUCUCACUGUUCAACUGAAAUUUUGAUGAAAAAAUUGCUUAAAAAUUGUGAUGUUUAAGAACGAAGUCGUAUCGAAUUUUUCAAAAAAUUAAGAUUAAUUCAAAAAUGUUUGAAAAAGUGGAUUUUUUACACUUUUUUUGAUACUAAAUUUUCACUGUUUCAAAAAAAUUUUAAUUUCAAAAAAUUCUUUGAAUUUCCGAUCUUGUAAUUCUGGCAUCUGAAAAUAGUUGAAAAUUCAAAUAAAAAUCAGAUUUUCCCAUAUUUUCUGAUCAAAAAUCUCAUUGUCAGUAGAAAAAAUUGAUCGAAAAAUUUUCACUGUUUCAAAAAAAUGUGAAAAUAUAAAUUUCACUGAUUUCUCAAUUGUUCUUUUCUAAUUCAGGGCUAAUCUGAGAUGAAAUUUGGAAUUUUUUCAAAGUUUCAAACAUUUUCAAACUUGAAAAUUCUACUGUUUCAAACCUUUUUGAACUCAAGUUUAGUUCCUCGAAAAUCCAAUAGUGGGCUUGUAGAAGUUGAAAAAUCAGAGAACUUUUCAUUUUUCACAUAAUUUUGAAACAGUUAAAAUUUAUGAUCAUUUUCUAUGCAAAAAAUGAAUUUGAGCAAAAUAAUAUUAAAAAAUCGGUGAUUUUGUGAAUUCAGAAAAUAGAAAUUUGAUCAGAAAAAUUCACUGUUCCAAAAAUAAUAUAAAAAAUGAAAAGUUUUCUGAUUUUUCGGUGAUUUCUUCAAUUUGGCGGUGUAGAAAAUUUUUAGCAAUUUUGAAUGUUCCACCAGACAUAUCAGAUUUUUGAAGAACUAAAUUUCGGUUAAAAAAUGUUUGAAACAGUAGAAUUUUUAGAUUUGAAAAUAGUCAAAAACUCGAAGAAAAAUCAGAUUUUUCCAUAAUUUUGCUCGAAAAAUUUCAGUAGUAUGAAAUUUGAUGGAAACAUUUUACUGUUUCAGAGUGAUAUAAAAAUAAAAUGUUCUCUGAUUUUUUGAUAACUGGCUUCUACAGAUUUCAACAAUUUUAGCAAUUUUCAAAUCCUCAAAUACCUCAAAUCGGAUUUUCGAAGAACUAAAUUUCACUUCAAAAAUGUUUGAAACAGUAGAAUUUUCAAAUUUGAAAAAAAGUCAAAAAUUCAAAUUUUCUCAUAAUUUUGCUCAAAAAAUAUUAGUAAAAUAAAAAUUGAUCGAAAAAUUUUCACUGUUUCAAAAAAUUAUGAAAAAUAGAAAAUUUUCUGAACUUUUGAUGAUUUCGAUGGAAAUAGACAAGUUCAAAUAAAAGUCACAAAUUUUCAGCUUUUCAGAUAUUUUUCAUCCUGGAAAUCUCAAAAAUCAUCCAAUUUCUUCCAGGAACACGUAAAACGCGAAUUAUCCGGCCAAAAAUUCGAUCAAACCGCAAACACUGAAGAAUACAAGGAGAAAAUGCAGAAAUUUUUGAAUGGCGAUUGGAGUGGAAUUGAAGAAGGUACAUUUUUCGGCUGAAAAUAUUUUCUGAAAAUUGUUUUGUGAAUUUGAAUUUCAGAAGGCGAACCGCUAGAUUCUGAUGAUGAUUUGGAGCCAGGAAAUGAGGAGACUUGGGAAAAAGAGCAUGAUGAAGGAUUGAAGAAGACUGUGCAGGGAACAAUUGAUGAUUAUGAGUUGGAUGAUGGGGAAAUUGAGAGGAGAAUGGUGGUGAGUGGCGGAUUUUUUGCCGAGAUGGGAACUGAUUUAGCGAAAAAUUCAAAAACCUGAGAAAAUUUAGGAAUUUUUUGAAACAGUGAAGAUUUCUAGUUUCUUUUCUAGGGAUUUUUAACCAAAAUUUUGAGUCAUCUAAAAGUCUGAAAAUUGUCUUCUGGAAUAUAUUUUGCACUGGAAUUUUGCGUUCUGAAAAGAAUUUUUGACUGAAAAUUUUAACGGCCCUCGAAAUAUUGAAAAUUCAGAAAACCUGGGAAAAUUAAGGGAAUUUUUGAAACAGUGAAUAUUUUUCGAAAAGAUUUUCUGAAUUUUUUUGAGAAUUGAAAUUUUUCACUGUUUCAAAAAAUUUCUGAAUUUCCCCAGGUUUUUCGAGUUUUUUGAUAUUGUCAAAAUAUAGUUGGUCAACGACUAAAGUCGAGUCGAGUCGAUAAGCAAAAAAAUCGACUCGACUAACGACUCGAGUCGAGUCGUUGACCUUUUUUUUCUAAAAAUUUCACUGUUUCAAAAUUUAUACUUUUUAAGAGACGUUUUUUGCAAAAAGGUGAAUUUUAUUGAAAGGGCUCGGACAACAAAAAAGGUCGUAAUUUUAGAAUCGGCUCAAAAUUUUUUUCUUGAUCUAUGGAUGCAUGGUGAACAUUUUCCACCAUAUAAUUUUUCAUAAACGUUGCACCAAUUUGGUGGAGGGUGAACACGAAAAAGGGUAAUUUUUCAAAAAAUCAAAAGUCAGCUCAAAAUUCAUAAUUUUUGAUGAUCAAAAAAGGAUUUUGUAGCUCUUGAGACGCUCUAUAAGCCUGAAUUAACGGAAUUUUAAAACAUUUAGAGACAAAAUAGAAAAAUUGAAGAAAAAACUUUGACGCCAAUUUUCACCCCUUAAACGCAAUUUCCGCGAUUUCUCACUCGAUGCAUUGUGUCCGCCUUGCAAUUUUACGUCGGAAUAGUCAAUAAAAAUGGAAAAAAGGGGGACCCCCAGAAAAGUUUUGUAUCAGUUUUUAACUUCCACUCACGCGCGCAACACACAUUUACCCCCUACACACAUGUGUGUUGUGUGCAUAGGCGCUUGAAACAAACACAAUUACUGUAAUUUUUCUUUUUUUUUAUUAUUCGAGUAAAAAUAAAGAAAACUUCAAUGUUUUACCAGAAAUUCAGAUGUAAAAUAAUUUUCUAAUUAAGAAUAGAACGACCAUUAUUCAUUCCGAUAAAACAUUUGUUUUUUAUAGACUUUUUCUUCUAAAGUAUCUAGAUUUUGUGAUUUUUAUUCAUUUUCUCAGUUAGUUAAAAAUAAUUCCUAGGACCAAUCCAGUCCACACGAAAAAAAGACUCCAAUCUCAUUCCUUAUUGCUUAAGACAUCAAAAUAAGCGGAUUGGGUUAAAGGAGUCACUUCCGAGGUACAUUUUUUUCGAAAAUAUUACUUUUUUCAAUUCCGCAAACUUUAUAAGAGAAGAAAAUGAAAUAUUUGAAACAUUAAAAAAUUUCUCAAUGUUGGAAUAAUACCGAAUCAAAUCUUCUGUUGAUUCCAUUCUAUUAAAUUUUUCAUUCAUCGAGUUUGCAGUUUUUUUAGUUGAAAUAUUGUAGUCGAAAACCUCCAGUUUACACCAUAAUCUCUAUUUGAGAAUGUUCAAAAGAUGAAUUUGUCAUAUGUUUAUCAGGAAGAGUGAAUCUACUCCAAAAAUAUAUUGUGCUCAAAUCUUGACUAUGGCCUGAAUAAAAACCUUGGCAGAGCACUGGAGAAUCAUAGGAGUUUUAAAAUGAGACAUUAAUAUUAUUUCAUUUUCUUCUCUUAUAAAGUUUGCGGAAUUGAAAAAAGUAAUAUUUUCGAAAAAAAUGUACCUCGGAAGUGACUCCUUUAACCCAAUCCGCUUAUUUUGAUGUCUUAAGCAAUAAGGAAUGAGAUUGGAGUCUUUUUUUUCGUGUGGACUGGAUUGGUCCUAGGAAUUAUUUUUAACUAACUGAGAAAAUGAAUAAAAAUCACAAAAUCUAGAUACUUUAGAAGAAAAAGUCUAUAAAAAACAAAUGUUUUAUCGGAAUGAAUAAUGGUCGUUCUAUUCUUAAUUAGAAAAUUAUUUUACAUCUGAAUUUCUGGUAAAACAUUGAAGUUUUCUUUAUUUUUACUCGAAUAAUAAAAAAAGAAAAAUUACAGUAAUUGUGUUUGUUUCAAGCGCCUAUGCACACAACACACAUGUGUGUAGGGGGUAAAUGUGUGUUGCGCGCGUGAGUGGAAGUUAAAAACUGAUACAAAACUUUUCUGGGGGUCCCCCUUUUUUCCAUUUUUAUUGACUAUUCCGACGUAAAAUUGCAAGGCGGACACAAUGCAUCGAGUGAGAAAUCGCGGAAAUUGCGUUUAAGGGGUGAAAAUUGGCGUCAAAGUUUUUUCUUCAAUUUUUCUAUUUUGUCUCUAAAUGUUUUAAAAUUCCGUUAAUUCAGGCUUAUAGAGCGUCUCAAGAGCUACAAAAUCCUUUUUUGAUCAUCAAAAAUUAUGAAUUUUGAGCUGACUUUUGAUUUUUUGAAAAAUUACCCUUUUUCGUGUUCACCCCCCUCCACCAAAUUGGUGCAACGUUUAUGAAAAAUUAUAUGGUGGAAAAUGUUCACCAUGCAUCCAUAGAUCAAGAAAAAAAUUUUGAGCCGAUUCUAAAAUUACGACCUUUUUUGUUGUCCGAGCCUAUUUGCCUUUUUGCAAAAAACGUCUCUUAAGAAAAAAAAACAGUGAAUUUUUUCUAUUUUUUUGAAUGGAUUUUUUGUCCAAAAUUUGAGUCUGAAAAUUGUCUUCUGGAAUAUAUUUAGCACUGUAAUUUUGGGUUCUGAAAAGGAUUUUUGACUGAAAAUUUUAACGGCCCUCGAAAUAUUGAAAAUUCAGAAAACCUGGGAAAAUUAAGGGAAUUUUUGAAACAGUGAAUAUUUUUCGAAAAGAUUUUCUGAAUUUUUUUGAGAAUUGAAAUUUUUCACUGUUUCAAAAAAUUUCUGAAUUUCCCCAGGUUUUUGAAUUUUUCUAUUAUUCAGGACAGUUGACAAUUCAAAUUUUCAGUCAAAAAUCCUUUUCAGAACCAAAAAUUACAGUAUUCUGAAUUUGGUAUUACAAGAAUUUUUGACUGAAAACUUGAAAACCAGUAAUGUCACAGUUGAUUAAAUUUUCAAAAACCUAAAAAAAAAUAUAUGCAUUUUUUGAAACAGUAAAAAUUUUCUACAUUUUUUAAGGGAUUUUUAGCCCAAAAUUUGAGUCAUCUAAAAGUCUGAAAAUUGUCUUCUGGAAUAAAUUUUGCACUGUAAUUUUGGCUUCUGAAAAUGAUUUUUGACUGAAAAUUUGAUCUGCAGAAUAGCCCUGAAUAAUAGAAAAAUGCAAAAACCUGGGAAAAUUUAGGGAAUUUUUGAAACAGUUAAAAAUUUCAGUUGCAUUAAUGUUUUUCUGAUAAUUUAAUGUUGAAUAUUUUCUGAAACAGUGAAUUUUUGAGGCAUCUUAAAUUUGUAAAACAGUGAAAAAAUUGGAGCUUGGAAGUUUUUGAACAUGAAAAAAAUUCACUGUUUCAAAAUUUAUAUUUUUAAAGUUUUUACAUAAAUUUUUCAUUCCCAAGUCUUCAUUAAUAUGAUAAAUAAAAAUAAAAAUAAUGAUUUUAAGAUCAAAAUUUUGCUGGAAUUCCGUGUUUAACUAAUUAUUCACUAGACUCUCUAAUAUACUUUGAACUUAAAAUUCUCUAACAUUUUUUUGAGAAAAAAAUUGAAAACUACUGAUAUUCACCUAAUUUGCGAGAACUAUCGAAAAUUCAGAAAAUCUGGGAAAAUUUAGGAAUUUUUUGAAAUAGUGAAAAAUUUCAGAUCCGAAAAUUUUCAAAAUUUUUUUUUCAAAGUAGAAAAUAUUCACUGUUUCAAAAAUUCCUAUAUUUUCUCACAAUCAGGUUUUUGAAUUUUCAAUCUUUCGUGGGCCGUUUACAAUUCAAAUUUUCAGUCAAAAAUCAUUUUCAGAACCCAAAAUUACAAAGCUAAAUAUGUUCCAGAAGACAAUUUUCAGACUUUUAGAUGACUCAAAUUUUGGGCAAAAAAAUCCCUUCAAAAAUAUAAAAAAAAUAUUCACUGUUUCAAAAAAUUCCUAUAUUUUCACAGGUUUUUCGAGUUUUUUGAUAUUGUCGUAAAGUACACUCCAAUUUGAAUAAUUCAAAAUCCUGGGAAAUUUGUAAAUUUUUUGAAACAGUGAAAAAUUUAGCUUUGAAAAUUUUUUUGGGAAAAAAAAUAGAAAAUCAAAAAAAAAUAUUACAACAUUUUUUUCCAAAAAUUUCACUGUUUCAAAAUUUAUACUUUUGAAAUUUCUAGUUAUUUUUUUCAUUCACAGGAAUUUUCAAAACAAAAUAAAUUUCUAGAUUCUCUGAAACAUCUGUAAGGAUAAUUGAAAUUAAUUCUCAAAAAAAUUUUUCCAGGCCUUGGGACUUUCUGACGAUAUUGAUGAACUUCUAAAUAGCCUAACUCCAGAAGAACGCGAAGCUUUUCGACAAUUGGCCGGUGAAAUGCAAGAAGAAGAACUUGGCCUAAAUCAAUCAUGUUUUUCAGGAGCUAGCUAA
Messenger RNA from Caenorhabditis angaria, 7570 nucleotides. The record is from the annotation of a GenBank genome assembly. Lineage: Eukaryota; Metazoa; Nematoda; Chromadorea; Rhabditida; Rhabditidae.